Molecule: messenger RNA, 855 nt
Organism: Peronospora matthiolae
Lineage: Eukaryota; Oomycota; Peronosporomycetes; Peronosporales; Peronosporaceae
Source: the annotation of a GenBank genome assembly
AUGGAGCCCAUUGCCAAGCGCCUGAAGCAAUCCGCCGAGAACGUGCUACACAAUUGCUCCCCACCACGACAAGAGGAAGACAUUGCAGACCGGAUCAAGCGUCUAGAAGCAGAGCUUCAAGGCGAACGUGAUGAUGACUCAAUUGACUCCGAUUUCAGCUCCGAUUCGGAUGAUAAUGGCAAGGUCAAGAAUAAAGCAGUUGUGAACCUGUCGGUUUACGCUUCCGAGCGCAUUGAGGCGCUGCCGGAAAAGCUGCUGCCCGCUGCACGAUGGUCGUCAAAGCUGCCGCCUGGCAAGAAGAAAACGAGUGGGAAGACGCAGCACGAGGAUGACGAACAAGCGGCUCACGAAGCGCUAAAGCAGCUUAGCGACGCGCUGACGUUCCCAAAGAAGGUCCCGUUUGCCUGCAAGCCGUGCAAGUUCAUCGGCAAAGACAUGGACGAGUUUCAGGCUCAUCGGGCAUCUAAGAAGCACUUGGAGCGUGUGAAAAGUGAAGACUCGACGCUGCAGUGCGUCCUCUGUGCCAAGUCGUUCACGAGUCAAAGCCAAGUGGACGAACAUCGUGCUGGCAAGUGGCAUAAGCAGCGCGCACAACAGAAGAAGGAGCGGCAUACGGUGCAGGUGUGUUACGAUUUUAUUCGUGGCACGUGCACGUAUGGCGAUCGCUGCAGCUUCGAGCACACCGAGACGAAAGCCAUGCGCGCUGGACGAGCACUGGACAAGACCCGAAGACGAGUGUGCGGGAACUUUGCCCGCACCAAGAAUUGCCGCUUUGGUGACAAGUGUCUGUUCUCACAUGACGUGAAACGAGACGACCGAGAAGUGCUCGCAACGACGGCGGCUCAUUUGGUCUAA